AUGCAGGGCGGAGACAUUAUGAACCAAAACAUACUACUCCACUACGGUGUUUGCAGGGGAGGAGGCGAAUUAUCCCGUUGUGGUACGUACGUGGACUACUGCGUUAUGCAAGUGAAUGUCUGCAAGAUGAUUGUGGACAAUUGCAAGGUGAAUAAUUCGGACAAUGUUGUAAAAGUCCAAGUCGAAGUUAUACUUACCAUGAACUUAAGAUAA
Messenger RNA from Cinara cedri, 213 nucleotides. The record is from the annotation of a GenBank genome assembly. Lineage: Eukaryota; Metazoa; Arthropoda; Insecta; Hemiptera; Aphididae.